GUCGACUAUGACAACAAGUGUUACUGUACAGUACGGACCGUCAACCGUAAAUCUGACUCCACCAACUGUGACCUACACUCCCACAGAAGGACAGACUAUCCCAACCAUCACGUGUUCUGCUGACUGUAACCCGGCCUGUACCUACAGCUGGACAAAGGAUGGACAAUCCAUUACAACAGGGUCAAAUCUCCAAAUCACCAACAUACAGCGUGGUCAGGGGGGCGUGUACAGGUGUACGGCCAGUAAUGGGUACGGGAGUGACGUCAGCGUCAAUGUCAACGUCAUUGUAGAUUUGAACCCAGGAAUCCCAAACAGUCUGUUAAUUGGCUGUACUGAUGCCAGUUCUGCUGAGGUAUCGUGGAGCGACGGAGGGGACUCUCAGUAUUACCGUGUUAUGUUCAGCACAGACAGGUUUCUCAACUCACAAGAAGUUUAUCCAGUGAUGAUUACAAAACACACAGACGGAAGUGACGUGUAUAGUCAAAUCAUAGACAAUCUGGAUGGAGGCCAUGUGUAUUUCUUUAAGGUUGUAGCGUACAAUAAGUAUGGAAACACAACAUCGGCGGAUACUGUCGGCUGUACUGUGUAUACACCAUGCUCCAGUGGAACUGACAGUAUGUAUGUCGCAGGAGUUGUACUGGCAGUCACUGGCGUUCUCACGCUUUUGUUCUCGGUUGAUAUCGUGCUAUAUUUCACACGAAAUGGAAGACUAUGCCAUAGAAAAAGUCAGCUUCCAAAACAGAAGGAAUGCCAGGAUAUGCAACUUUCGGAUCGAGGUGGCAGACCUCAAAGCGGAAAUGAAAGAUCUCCAUAUCAACAACUUGAUACUAAUGAGGUUGUCAAGCCGUCCGUGUACUCUGAAAUCGGAGGACACCAUCAUGUUAACCAAAUUGAUCCUGACAAUGAAGGAGAUGGUGGAAAGUACGAGUCGUUGGAGGGCCGUUCGAAUCCAAACGUUUAUGAAGAACUUCAUACUACAACGUCUGGUAACAGAGGGACAUAUAUCAAUACUACCAUCGCUUGUAGUGAUUAGUGUUCAUACAACAUCAUGAAACUCAGUGAGGCGAUGUUUCACCAAGGUGUGGUUGGAGACAGGAGAUCAAGGGAGACAUUGUCCAGGUGUUAUAUUUGUGAAAUGAAACCUUGACUGUUUUACUUUCAUUGUCGUUUUCAAAUGCAUAAACACACAACUAGCAUCAAUUCAUAUGGAGUAAAUAUAUAAAUCACUAAUCAGUAUCAUAAAAGUGACACGGGAUACCCUAUCGAUUUCUCCUCACAUAGUAAAAUGUGAACACAGAACUUAUUAACUGAAUUAAUUGUAAAUUCAUCGUUUAUCUCUCUUAACGAUUAAAUCACCAUCGGUACUUUUUCGAAAGUUAGCCAGUUAACUGCUGUCAACUCUAUUUUAGCCUGUUUUGAAAUAUCUAGUUGAUUUAGAAUGUGUUUUUCUGCAUAAUAAAAAUUCUGCUAAAGUGUUUUGAGCUGAUCUUAAAGCAUAAUCAAGCAAUUUCUGUUUCGAACAUGUGUGUGCAAGUGAAUUGAUAUUUCCUUAUAGCAUUAUUGACAUACUUAUUGGCCGCCUUAAUUGCUCUGUGUGAUACAAAAUACAAUUAGUUAGCGAUGCCUGAGUUAUGUAUCUCGGGUUAAAGUACAACCUUUUGGGUUUGUUUAAUGAUAUUUUAUUAAGCUAAUUCAGAACAAGGUAAUAUAACUUCGAGACGAAAAGUUCCGUCGGAAAAUGCAUAUCACCAUAUCCGACCACUGCGAUGGAAAUGCAUAUCAAAUCUUUCUUCUGGGUGUUCGAUUAGAUGAACAUGCAGAAAUCGUCCGAGGUGUUCCGACUCACAUCUCAGCAGACGACCACUUCCUUUGUUAUCGCCGGUGAUAAUGUCAGAGGGUGAAUGUGUGUUGAAUUCAUCAGUAUUAAAUCAUGAACAUCCAAGCAACAAAAGGAAAAACAUCUUACGUGUGAUAUGCAGUUAUUCUCAUAGUGAUUGAAAGUUAUCAAUCUAAAAGGAAGAGUAACCGAUACGUAUGUAGCCAUACAGACCGGUUAGUCGCAGUAGCUGUUGGUUUUUAUUUGUUGAACUUUUUUCUAUUGAAAUAAAUAUAGUUAUUAUGAUUGACCGUCUUUUUUCUGUUUAAUCCAAAUUGUAUCCAACGUUAUUUGAAGAAAGCAUCAAAUGAUAAUGAAACGACGUUAUAUGAGAGGGAACAGUUAUAGUUGUUGUUAUUUUUUUUAAAGACUGAAGUAAUGGAAUAUUCCUUUUUUCUGUUUAACAAAACAUCUGUGUGAACAAAUAACGUGCAAAAUAAACAGAAAAUCAGUUUGCAUUAGUUGCUGUAAAUUUAUUUGGUAAACUUAUUAAAUUUGUAUCACCAACAUUUGGUGUUUUAUUCAAAUUUUGAAUGAAACAUUGAGUGUCUAACAUGUUUAUGAUAAAUACAAUGAUAUGUGGUGAAAUAUCAUGUUGGUAAAACAUGGUUGAAGCCUUUUGUGUAAUGAAGCCUUUUGUGUUUGAUAUUGGGUCCCCAAACUGAUAUGGCAUGUGAUAUGGAUUGUACCAUGUGACAUUCUAUAUAUAUAGGGCAGCUAAGCACUUAGCUUAAUUUAUGCAUCGGAAGGCCUGCACAUUUCCGAAUUUUCGUAUUAUUUUGCUUCAAAUUAUACACGAGUUAUUUCCCUUUAUAACUUAUAUUUCCAUACAUACUUAACUGCCCCUGUCAAGCAGCUAGGAAUUAUGGGUAGCAGCCUUCCGAUGCGCGCCAUUAAUAAAUUGUCAACAGAGUUUUGUAAUUUGAAGUUUUCUACUAUUUUCAUCAGUUUGUUAGGCCUUCUCACUUAACCCACCCACUUCCUCUCCCGAUUCUUUUAUCUUCUUUUUUAUGUUACUAUAUUGGAUGAUGUUUCACAUGCCUGUUUGAAGGCGGAGUUUGGCAAACCCCACACAGGCUUUUGUUGUAAUUGACUACCAUUGUAAUUUUUAUAUGUUUAUUUUUGGAUAAUUGUGUUAUGCUAUGUUAAUUUUGUAUUGUUAAUUUGUAAUAUGUUUGGAAUUGAUAUUAAAUGUCACCAUAUUCCAUAUAUGGUGGCCAUUUUCAAUAUACACAUUCUUUUUGUUGUCUGUGACAGGACCG
Messenger RNA from Pecten maximus, 3138 nucleotides. RefSeq lists its product as uncharacterized. Bases 8 to 1033 code for a protein of 341 amino acids. The record is from RefSeq and is a predicted model, not a curated record. The transcript is spliced from 11 exons. Gene Ontology annotation, molecular function: protein binding. NCBI's taxonomy places the organism in Eukaryota, Metazoa, Mollusca, Bivalvia, Pectinida, Pectinidae.